Molecule: messenger RNA, 1919 nt
Organism: Aspergillus homomorphus CBS 101889
Lineage: Eukaryota; Fungi; Ascomycota; Eurotiomycetes; Eurotiales; Aspergillaceae
Exons: 3
Coding region: 1-1836 (611 amino acids)
Source: RefSeq, a predicted model, not a curated record
AUGUCAACCCGUUAUGCAUCAUCCGGCACAGAGAGAGCGUGGAUCGAACGAGCGAUCUUCGUCUCCUUAUACGUCUUGCUACUGGAGUCUUUCAUCCAAUGGGGCAUUGUAAUUUAUCUCUAUGUUGAGCAACAUGUGGACGCGAAAAUGACACCCAGUCUGAUACUCGCUCUUGUAGCGUCCUUCUUCACUGUGCCCCUUGUCAUUUUACACAGCUUCCUUGCCUGGCAAUACAAUAGGGUUGCAAGUUUUACCAGCCAAAAGACCAUGCUCCGAUUUAUUUGUAGCUGGGUAUUAGGGCUGGCGACUCUAAUCUGGAUAGCUGCCAGCGCCACAGGUCUCGUGGCCAUAUCGCAACACUUGCCAUGCCUACCCAACGAAGGUGAAGGCAGCUUCUGGAAAAUGGGUGUAAGCUGUGCUCUUUACCGGACGUCUGUUAUAGGUUCUAUUGUAUCAUUCAUUAGUUUGUGCUUGUAUUUCGGCUUCAGACGGCUCUGCGGACGCCCGUACGACGUUUCGUUGCUGGGAGUGUAUAAACGCCAGCCUUCAAUCUCAGUUUGCGACGACAGCAUCCUGAGCAGCUGGAGCACUGAAAGUGAUAAUAGCUUGAAGCAUGACAUCUACUACGUCUGCCGUCGUCCGGAUAUCACGUAUGGCAGGGGGCUUUAUAUGUCUUCAAGUGAUAAUACCAUCCAAAUGUCCACAAGCAUCGAAUAUCCAACCAUCGUCCACCAAAAAUCUCACCCAGGGUUUGAGGCCGAGUAUGACUCGGAUACAGUGGACUUGCUGUCAGGUACCACUCUUUCCCCGCAGGAAACUUUUACGAGAAAGCUGCCCGGGGUGAUGACGAGCUCAGAUCUUCUUUCUCGCGCUUCACGCACGCCCACAAUGGCAACUUUACAUUCUUACGGUGACCAUCAUAAGCAAAGUGCUCCCGUUGAGCUACCUGGGGCACCACUUUCCAAGUCUGGACAUACGAGGCAAAAGUCUUCCGUAUCGUCGCUGCGCCGGCUGCUGCCCAAACUGUUUUCGCAACCAUUGUCCGCGGAUCCUCAAAUACGCGCUCUAGCCGACUCCAACACGGAAGUAGAUGUCGAGAAAGAAGCACGGAUGGUUGAGCGCCCUCCGACUCCGAAAAAAGAGUACGCCCCUGGGCAUCCGUUGGCUUCAGCUCCUGUGGAGAAACCCUUGCCAGCCAUCACAGCCGAGAACCUCAAAACCGAAGCAUAUCAGCCAGGAGCAAGAGCUCUGCCACGAUCUGCGACCAUGAACUCAGCUGAUGCUCCCGAAGUCCUCGUACCGGAACCACUGAACGUACGCCGCUCCAAUACCUCGCAAACGGCUCCUGUCCCUAGGAGCACAUAUACACCAUACCAGGCGCCCUUCACUCCAAUUCUCCCAAGAUCGGCGACGCGCCCGGCAUUUAAUCAGGCAUCUAGCUAUAGGGGAGUCCCGAUCGACCGUGAGAUGGCCAGCCGGCAGAACUCUAGGCGGGGCAAUAGACGAGAGAGUCAGCUAUAUCAGUUUGAUUCCUCUCAGAUCCCGCGGCAUACCCAAAGUCAACACCAACCCCACCAGAAUCCCUACGGCCGUCGCUGGUAUCAAGAGCACAAUCGCCGCAUGUCAUCGGCAACCCGCGGAAACGACGCCGAGCUGGGCUACUCCAACCCACGCCGCCCACGCAGCAAUACGUAUGGUGGCCUCGCCUCGGCGCCGAGCAGGCUAGACAGCAUUCGUGAGACAGGCACAUCUGUUGACGAAUCGCCGGAGAGCUACCUCUCUGAGGCGAAUGCAUACCAGGGCCCACCUCGAACGAAUAGUGUCUUUGGAAACUAGCGCCUGCAGGUCAGGCUUUUCACUCUCCCCAAGACCUACGAUCUCUCAAAUUUCGAUUCUCGAUAUACAUUUUGUGCUCAGGC